This is a messenger RNA of Toxorhynchites rutilus septentrionalis, 1408 nucleotides long. Its product is annotated as mpv17-like protein. The transcript is spliced from 5 exons. NCBI's taxonomy places the organism in Eukaryota, Metazoa, Arthropoda, Insecta, Diptera, Culicidae. The record is from RefSeq and is a predicted model, not a curated record. Gene Ontology annotation, cellular component: membrane; cytoplasm. The coding region runs from base 694 to 1257 and encodes 187 amino acids.
GCCUAUCACAGCACCCUACACAACGCGAGAAAACAGUUGACCGCAUAACACCCUCUCAUACGCAACCUGUUCGAGAUAAAUCUCGUCCACGCAUCAAUAGUGAAAAUUUUUACCGUAACGCAACGCAUUUUCCUCCCAUACACAAAGUGCACGUGUUUAAAAACGAAAUCACCUCAAAACGAGGCGAUCAAAACAGACAAAGCGGUAAAAAUAAUAGGAAGCAAAAAAAACGGAAAGUGAAAAACACGUUGCUUAAAGUUCCGUUGACCUUUGGUGCGCAUGAGCGAAAACAUGUCAAAUAUGAGACACAAACCGUAGGAGAAGCAACAUUGAAAUUGAUUUCUGAAGCAGUGUCUCAAAGUGCACGAUUGUUGGAGGAAAAGUUUGUUUGUUUGUGAGAAUAACCGCACAAUUUUCGUGAUUUUUUAAGUGAUCCACAUCCAAUAUUCCCAAAAGCAAUGUGUUGAACAAUAAUAGCAGGUUUCAGUCUAUGAAACUAUACUCAGGAUCAUCAUUGAUUGCAAGCGACGCGCGGCCUAUAGCUAGUACAAACAUAUUUAGGCUUUCUUGUAGAACACCAAACCCAUUUCUAACUAAAUAUAUCAGUCAGAAAUCAAAGCCAUCAACUCUAAACGAAUCAGUGCACAAAGUUAAAUAACUAUAAGAUUCAGAGCACGCUUAUCAAGCAAAUAGAUGGCAACGCUGUUGAGGGGUUUUUCGAACUUUUUCAACAAACACCCUUUGGCGGGAAAUGGUUUGGUCUACGGAAGCUUGUACGUGGGGGCGGAAUUUUCUCAGCAAACAAUUACAAGAAAAUUCCUGACAGAUCCCCCACAAGAUCUUGAUAAACCAACGCUUGGGCGCUAUGCCAUCAUGGGGACAUUCAUAUAUUCUCCCAUUCUCUAUAACUGGUACAAAUGGCUCGAUAAGACGUUUCCAGGUACUGCAAGGCGGAUCAUCGUCAGGAAGCUUUUGCUGGAUCAAUUCAUUCUGACGCCCCCCUUGUUGGUGAUAUUUUUCACAGGAAUGUCCCUGAUGGAGCGACAGUCGAAUAUAAUGGAAGAGUGCAAGCAAAAAUUCGUGCCGACUUUCGCUCGGUCCUGCCUAUUCUGGAUGCCGGCGCAGACCGUCAACUUCCUCCUAGUGCCUCCCAAAUUUCGUGUGGUAUACGUCGGCUCGUGUGCCCUUGCCUGGGUCAACAUUCUAUGCUGGGUCAAGCGCCAGAAGAUGACUGCCAAAUCGUCAGAAACGCACUGAGCACAAAACCGAAAGCAAACCGUAGAUAGGAUAAUCUCACUGUGACUAGUGAACUUUUUUUUAGAAUACUUCUUCAAAAUCACCUUAACUCCAAAAUGUUUAGCGAUUACGGUAUUCAAUAAAGAAUUUAACGUCUGUUUUUCUUUUACGG